AUGUGUACCCCAUGUGAGAUCUCACUACAGAGAUUAGAAGCCUCAAGUGCCUCGGUCACCCUGUGUCUUCCAGUGAAUGUGACAGGAAGCUGGUGUACUUACUGUUGUAACCAGGACCAGCUAGUGCAGCCCAUGACUGAGGCAAAGGCCAAGGACAUUUCUGAGGACCAGAAAAGGUGUCUCCAGCUCGUUUGCUCUGUUUCCUCAAGUGGCGAUACCCGAACUGGGGCAGGGGAGGAGUGUCUUCGAUUUUGUAGCUGCAGCCUCAGAGCCUUCUGCAGUAGAGUGCUGGCUGAGAUCCAGGCUAACCCAGAGCUCUGUGUGAGUGAUGAACAGGACAGCUGUCCUUCAUAUGCUCCAAAAGGGACAGCACAAGAUCCAGAGUCACAGAAGCCAUCUUCACCAGCUCCCUCGGACAAGAAUGUCCUGAACAGAAGUAGUGAAGGAAGGCUAAGCUUUAUUAACGGAAAAUCACAAGCUCCUCCAGGUUGGGAUGAAGGUACUAACAGCUUCUCAGACCCUCCUCAGGGCGUUUCUCAUGUCUGCAACCUCUCUGCAUCCUGGUACCACCCUGAGAGUUCCAGUCCUCUCACUCAGCAUCCUCCUGGGGCCAUCUUGGUGACACAGCCUGAAAAUGCUGGGCACUUUGCCAUCUGCUGCUUCCCAGAAACAGAUGCUCAGACACCUCCAGCUCUGGGAAUUCGUGUUCACGUGACUUCUGGAACAGCUCUUUGUCUGCUGCUGGACUUUGGGGACAGUUGUGGAGCUAAGAUGAGACUGUGUACAGUGACAGGUGCAACUACUAUGACUGGCUACUACCAGUACAGGAAAGAAGGAGUCUAUAAGCUCAAGGCUAUUGUCCAUCACUUUCAUGGAGCUGAGGACCUGGGGCCCUACUAUAUGGACAUUGGCCAUGGGAAUGUGUCUGUAUUCAUGAAUUCCAGCUCUAUCCAUGAUUGUGAAGCUCUUUCCUUUGCUGAUUCCCUUCCACAGCAGAAAGGCACAGUCGUGGUGCAUUGGUUUUCAUCUGUUUCUUCAUACAAUGUGUCUUUUAUUUCUCACACCCCAGUGGGCAGCAGCCAGGCUUGGCGUGGUGUGACUGUCGGGUAUAAGAUGCAAUCUGUGUCUGUCUACACCAAUGGAACUGUGUUUGCUGCAGACACAAACAUCACAUUUGUGGCUGUUACUGAGGAAACUAUACCCCUGGAAUUUGCAUGGUAUUUUGGAGAAAAUCCACCAGUGACAACAACUUCCAGAAGCAUUAGAAGAAGGCUGAGCAUCCCUCAGUGGUAUCAUGUGAAGGUCAAGGCCACCAGCAGGAUUGGCAGUGUGGUGUCUGAGCCCCACCUCAUCAGAGUACAGAAGAGAAUCAUGGCCAAUCAGCUCGUGUCCACUGCCUCAGCCCUCAUAAAUGCCAAUGUGUCCUUUGAGUGCAGGCUCAACUUUGGCACUGAUGUAGCCUACCUUUGGAACUUUGGAGAUGACACCAUUGAGUUGGGCAGCAGCUCCUCCAGCCAUGUCUACAGCAGGGAGGGAGAAUUCACAGUUGAAGUCCUUGCCUUCAAUAAUAUCAGCUCCGCUACCCUAAGAAAGCAGCUUUUCAUUGUCCAGGAGCCUUGCCAACCACCCCCAGUGAAGAACAUGGGGCCUGCGAAGGUGCAGAUCUGGAGGUCUCAGCCGCUGAGACUAGGAGUAACGUUUGAAGCUGCCAUCCUCUGUAACAUUUCCCAAGGGCUUUCCUACACCUGGAGGUUUGUGGGUGCUGAGGGGACCGCUGUCACCCUCCCUGCUGCUGUCAACACCCACAGACAGACCAUCCUGCUGCCAAGCUACACCCUGGAGUAUGGGAACUACACCGCCAUCGCCAAGGUUCAGAUCAAGGGAAGCAUGGUGUAUAGCAACUACUCUGUCGGGGUAGAAGUUCAAGCUAGGGCACCUGUCAGCGUGAUCUCUGAAGGCACACACAUCUUCAUCUCCAAGGACACCUCAACUUCCAUUGUCCUCAGAGGGUCCCAGUCCUAUGACCCUGACAACCCAGGGGCUACUCUCAGGUAUCACUGGACUUGCACAGCGGCCAGCUCAUCAAGGUGGCCCUGCUUUGAUGACUCUACUCCAUACCAAGUGGACACUCAAGCUCCUGCCAUUUCCUUCCCAGCAAAAUGGCUCAGUGAGUGCUGUGACCAGUUCCUUGUGACACUGACAGUCUCCAACAGGGGACGGAACUCAUCACAGGCCUUGGUGUUCCUGUCCACCCGUCCUGACCCGGCCUUCAGAUUCGUCCACAUCUCAUGGGUCAACUUUAGAGACAUCUCUGUGAACUGGAAUGAAGAAGUGUCUCUCCAAGCUGUAUGUGAAGACUGUAGAGAUGUCCCAGACCUCACUUACUCCUGGGACCUCUUCCUAGUCAAUGCAACAGAGAAGAGUGCAAUGGAAGUCCCCUUCUGUAGCACUGUGGGGCUGCUGGGUAUCUCAGCACUUGGGGCCAGUCUGAAGUCAUCUGAGUCCUACCUGCCAUCAAAUCUGAGAGCAUUGCUGACACCACACUCCCCAGAGCCUUCACCCUCGCCCCUGGGCUGGACAGCUCUUUCCAACCUGGGAAGUGUUUCUGCUGAGUCCACAGCUGGUAGCCACCACGUCCCUGCUGCAGGACCUGUGGCAGGCUCAGGAGAGCCUAUGGAGGACUAUGGCUCACUGAGUCCAGCACAAAGUCCCCUGGCUGAGGACGCCUUGAUGGUGAGCAGCUCUGAGGGAAGCUGGCCCGCCCCCAGUUCUUCCACUGACUUUGAUGAUUUUGAAGCCUAUUACAGUGACAUCCAAGAAGCAGUGCCAUCCCUAGGAAGACAGCCAGGGGCUAGUACAGACUUCCAGGAAGCAGGACCAAGCCUGAGUGCUGAGGAGAGUGCCAAUUAUGGGGACAACCUGCUGGGCCCUUUCCUCCAGACAGGCAGAGCAAAGCCAACUCUCAUGAUCGACUGGCCCAAGGCCCUGGUCAGCCAAGCUGUCUUCCAUGGCUACACCACAUCAGGUAUCAUGGGAACAGCUGUGACAAUAAAACCAUUCUCACUGAGGAGUGGUGAGAUGUAUGUCUUACAAGCUUCUGUAGCUUCAAAGCAUGUCUUACUGGGCAAGGCUCAGCUCUACUUAACAGUCAACAAGGCUCCACAGGGCAUGUCUUGUCAGGUGCGACCUCACCGUGGUAUGGAGGCACAUACCAUCUUCAGUGUCUUCUGCAUGUCGGGAAAACCGGACUUUCAUUAUGAAUUUCAUUACCGGAUAGGAAACACUUCCUCACAUACCCUGUACCGCGGACAAGAUACCCAGUAUUAUUUUUUAUUGCCAGCUGGUGAUUCUUCAGACAAUUACAAAGUCAUUGUUUCAACUGAGAUCACAGAUGGCCAAGGCUCCAAGGUGCAGCCAUGCACUGUGGCGAUAACUGUGCUACCCCAGUACCAUGGAAAUGACUGCCAUGACAAGGACCUAUAUAACUCCACCCUGGAAAACUUGUCUACUCUCCAGCUGGUGGGAAGUUACAUGGAAAUCAGGAACUACAUUACCAUGAUCACUGGGAUCCUGAGCCACUUGUAUAUGGAGAACAGAAACACUUCUUCGUGUGGUCAAUGGUCACAAAUACAGGAUGUAUUAAUUUCUUCAGCAUGCAACCUACCUUAUACAGAUCAGGAAGCAAUGAUGGAUUCUAUUCAUAUAUUGAGAGACCUCAUAAGCUUCCCUAAUAAGUUGAGCUUGACAAGUGCCAUGCGCAUCUUCAAAUACGCCCAGAUGUUCCUUGCUCAAGGUCAGUUCUCCAGGAGGUUGCUGGUCAACAAACAACUAAGAGUUGAAUUUGUCCUUCUCAUCUCUGGAGUCUGGGAAGCUGCCAAAGAGGAUUCGAGGGAUGGGGACUAUCUGCAAGAAGAAGGCAUGAAGAUCAUCUCUGACAUGUUACUAGCCUGUCUCUCCUUGAGCCACAAGCAUCAGAUUCACAUAAGCACCGGGAAGAUGGAGUUCCAGACCCUUCUCCAUCAUAGCCCUCAGAGCUCUAUCCAGAACCUAGGCUUUGUUCGGGUACAUUUGCCCAGUGACCUGGCCUUGCACAGUCCUACUCAAGAGGAAACACAAAGCCCAUGCUAUAUCAGCCAGCUCAUGUUCUUCAUGAAGAGUCCAUAUCCAGGGGGACACGCUUCUGGGCAGGUGGGUAGUGUCAUGAGCCCUAGGCUCUAUAGCUGCAAGAGCAGACGACCUAUCCUCAGAGGACUACUGGAGACACCCAUGACUAUGGAGUUUGGGAAAGAAGACCACCUGCACAAGAGAAAUUCAGCCAUGUUUGUAUUGCUUCGAGAUGAGGUGAACGUCCACCGGUUCACUGGGCUUUCAGAAAACUCCCAGGAAUCUUUACAGAUACACAUCGAAUUCUCUAAGCCUGUUACAAGAGCCUUUCCCAUCAUACUGUUAGUAAGGUUCUCUGAGAAAGCCACACCUUCUGAUUUUCUUGUGAAACAGGUCUACCUCUGGGAUGAGCAGACUGUACAAAUGUAUGUACCUGCUGUUCCAUGGAAAGGAGACAAUGUGGGAUAUUUAUCCCUAUUAGAUGCUGAUUAUGACAGGAAACCUCCAAACAAAUAUCUUGCUGGUGCUGUAAACUAUACAGUGCAUUUUCAGUGGAUCCAAUGUGUGUUUUGGGACAAGACAGAGUGGCAAUCCGAAGGUCCCUAUCCGCAGCCAGGGACUUCUCCUGAAAGAGUCAACUGCAGCUACCGUCACCUUGCGCCUGUCUCCAUCCUAAGAAGAAAGCUGAAUGCUACCUUUGAAGUGAGCAGCAUUUCUGAGUUUCAGAGUCAUCCACACAACUUGCUUCCCAGUAUGUUCAGUGUGUUUUUCUUGGUUCUUUAUGGAUUUUGGGUGAGUAAAAGCAAAUGUGUAGAUUGCCAUGAGAAAAAGAAUCCUGGUUAUAUUUUUCUGGAAGAAGAUACACCACCUGGCCACCAGCUGUAUGCAGUCAUCAUUGACACUGGCUUCCGGUCACCAGCCAGAUUUACCUCAAAGGUUUUCAUUGUUCUAUGUGGUGAAAAUGGAUGCUCAGAAACCAAAGAACUCUGCUGCCCAGAGAAGGCCUUGUUUGGAAGAAAUUCCAGGCACACCUUCAUCCUGAGCACGCCUAACCAACUGGGUCCACUCCAGAAGAUCCGCCUCUGGCAUGACAGUAGUGGACCUUCCCCAUGCUGGUUCAUCAGCCACGUGAUGGUGAAGGAGCUGUGCUCAGAACAAGCCUGGUUCUUCUCUGCUCAGUGCUGGCUGACUGUGAGCAAAUGGGGUGGCCAUGUAUCUCGAGAGCUCUUCUGCCUGAGCCAUGGUCUCAGUUUCUGGAAGCUGUUCUACUCAAAGUUCACGGAGUACCUGGAGGAGUUCCACAUCUGGUUCUCACUGUACAGUCAGCCCCCAUCCAGCAGCUACCUCCACACACAGCGGCUUGCCGUGUCCUUCUGCCUGCUGUGUGUCUACUCAUGCCUCACUGCCCUGGUCACUGUAGGAGGACAUGAACAGCACCUCCUGGAUGUGGGUCCCACAGCUAUCACUCUGGAAUCCCUCAGUCUGGCUCUGCUAUGCACCCUCCUGGCCUGUCCAGCUGCACAGCUCCUGUCACUGCUCUUCAGGUGCAGCAAGGAAGCCAGAGGGAAUCUACGGGCUUCGCCACAGUGGUCUCUAAGAGGAGUGAAGACAGAGACACCUCAAGCUUCCAGCAGUCGUUUUGAAGAACUUGGACCCCAGCAGUCAAGGGUCUGUCUGCUCUGGUCAAGCUCUGUGGCCUGGGUCAUCUCUCUGUCAGCUUCCCUGGCCUGUGGUUUGGGGACAGGAUUCCUAGGCUACAGGUUUGUGCCAGUGCAGUGUAUGUGGUGGCUACACCUGCUGCUUCUCUCUCUGGUCUGCUGUGCAUUCAUCACCCAGCCACUCAUGAUCUGUUUGGCAGCACUGGCCUUUGCUUGGCAAUGGAAACAUGACAGCGGAUUUUUUACCAAGUCUUUACAAGAUGCAACCAAGGAUCUGGAUUUGGAAUUGGAAGAACGUUCCAGAACCCACAUUCCUCUUUCUCCUAUCUCCUAUAGUCCUGACAGUGCUGAGGAGGCUGAAAGGGUCUUGGCUGCCCGACGACAAGAACGCCACCUGCGCUGGUCUCAGACACCAUCCAGGGCCAAGUUCAGAGUGAUUAGGAAGAGACUGAGGAGAGAGAGCCUCUUGCAGGCAGCCCUGAGAGACGUGACCAUGCACAGCAUCAUGCUACUGCUGCUUUUGUUUAUAGCCUAUGGGAGAUUCUGCCCAGGUGAAUAUUCUCUCAAUCAAGCCAUCAGGAAAGCAUUUACAAGAAAUGCCAAUCACUCCUUGGAAGACCUCAGCAGCACAGAAGACUGGUGGGACUGGACACUGAGCACACUUCUCGAUGAGCUGUACCCAGAGAGAGUAUCUGCUAGAGCCUGGGGGGCUCAGCCUGCAGCUCUUGGAGGGCAGUGCCACCUAAUAGGCCCCCCAGUGAUCAAGCAGCUGAAGGUUUCUGCUGGCACUGCAUGCACACCUCCCAGGCCAUUCACAGAGCUUGUGGAAGAUGUACUCCCUAUGCACAGUCAUGACCUUGACCUUGAAAACCGAAGUGUGACCCCUGGUGGUCCUGAGACCUGUGGUAUGAAGAAAGAGAGCUACAUGCAGAGCCUAGGAAAAACAAGGCAUGAAGCCCAUGCAGCUCUGACUGCCCUCAGGGCCAGCAGGUGGAUUGACCGCAGCACCAGGGCCAUGUCUGUGCACUUCACUCUCUACAAUCCUCCAACACAACUCUUCUCAAGUGUGACCCUGGGCGCAGAAUUUCUCCCCACAGGACGCCUUGUCCCCUCAUCCCUGGUAGAGUCCUUCAGCAUCUUCUAUAGUGACUCAGCCCUAAAGUGCCUUCUUAUGCUUUCUGAGCUACUGUUCCUGGUACUCAACAUGAUCCACCUCUGUUUCCAGCUCUGGGGGAUGGCAACCAAGGGUGUCCUCAGCUACUGGAGAAAAGCUAGACACUGGCUGGAGCUCUCUACUGUUGGAGUAGCACUGGCCUACUAUGCAGCCUCUGGUCACCUCACUAUUCUUGCUGAGAACAUCACUGACCAGUUCCACAAAGGACUUUAUCAGACGUUUGUGGACGUCAGCCUGAUGGUGUCAUGGAAUCAGAAGGCACGAUGCCUCCAGGGAAUCCUCCUGUUCCUCUGGAUGUUGAAAUGUGUUCAUCUCCUCAGCUCUCUAAACACCAUGACACCCUUCUCAGCAGUGACCUGUUCCCCUCUCUUCAGAGUCUUGAUGCUAGUGCUGGUGGGGGCCCUAUUGCUGGCCGCCCACUCCCACUUGUUCUGGUUUCUGCUCUUCACCCGGACAUUGUCACAUGGCACUUCUGCAGAGGCAUUUCCUGGGAUACUGCUUCAAUUUCCAGAAAGAAGUCAAAAAAACUCAUGGCACAAUCGUUUGGAGUCUGACCACGGAGCUGUAUACUGUUACUAUGGGAUCCUCUUUCUGUUGCUGGCUACUCUGGGUUUCGGAAUGCUGAGAGCUGCCUUCCUGACUGUUUUCCAAAACAGAAAGUCUUUUCACAGAAAAUCUCUUGUGACAGUUAAAGACAUUGCUGUUUACAUGUGGCAUAAAGUUCUCACCCUUCUGGGACUGGAAACAACUUUAGGAGAGACUGAGGUGGCUACGGACCAUAUUUAUUACCUGGAUGAAUUUUCAAGUCUAUUGGAUGAACUUCUGAUGAAGAUCGAUGGUUUGUCUGACAGCCUAGAGCUUUCUAUCUUAGAAAAACAGUGGAGGAGGACAGUGGAGCUGAGGGCAGGGAACAGUCCUUCAGUUGGCAUUUCAGAGUACCAAGCUACUGGGCUGCUUCCCUUAACUCUGCCAGUUUGUGAGGUGCCCUGGGGAUGA
Messenger RNA from Grammomys surdaster, 7932 nucleotides. It is a transcript of the gene Pkd1l1, whose product is annotated as polycystin 1 like 1, transient receptor potential channel interacting. Gene Ontology annotation, molecular function: calcium channel activity; protein binding. The record is from RefSeq and is a predicted model, not a curated record. The coding region runs from base 1 to 7932 and encodes 2643 amino acids. Gene Ontology annotation, cellular component: membrane. Gene Ontology annotation, biological process: detection of mechanical stimulus. The transcript has 52 exons. NCBI's taxonomy places the organism in Eukaryota, Metazoa, Chordata, Mammalia, Rodentia, Muridae.